AUGUCGUCCGCCCCUCCGCGCCCGCCGGUCCCGCGGCCACCCAGGAUGAAGAAGGAGGAGUCGUUCCUGGGCAAGCUGGGGGGCACGCUGUCCCGGAAGAAGCGGGCCAAGGAGGUGAGCGACCUGCAGGAAGAAGGCCGGAAUGCCAUCAACUCACCGCUGUCUCUGAUCUUGGUGGGCCUUCACCCCGAGGACACCCAGCUAGAGGAGAAUGAGGAGCGGACCAUGAUCAACCCCGCCUCCAAGGAAAGCCCCAAGUUCAAGGAACUGGUCAAGGUCCUCGUCGACUGGGUCAACAAGGUGCUGGAGGAGGAGCGGAUCAUCGUGAGGAACCUGGAGGAUGACCUCUACGACGGCCAGGUGCUGCAGAAGCUCCUGGAGAGGCUGUCCGAACACAAGCUGGACGUGGCCGAGAUGACCCUGUCCGAGGCCGGCCAGAAGCAGAAGCUGCAGACUGUCCUGGAGGCGGUGCACAAGCUGCUGCAGCCCCACGGCUGGGCGAUCCGCUGGAGUGUGGACACAAUUCACGGGAAGUACCUGGUGUCCAUUCUUCAUCUGCUCAUCGCCCUGGCCAUGCACUUCCGGGCCCCCAUCCGGUUUCCCGACUACGUGUCUGUGCAGGUGGUGAUCGUGAGGCUGGGCAAUGGUCCCCAGUGCUUGGCUGACGGUGCUGCCUCUCUCUCUGCUCUCGUUUACAGGAUGAUGAUGGGCCGGUUCGAGCGGGAUGCCUUCGACACCCUCUUUGACCAUGCCCCGGACAAGCUCAGCGUGAUGAAGAAGUCUCUCAUCACGUUCGUGAAUAAGCACCUCAACAAGCUCAAUUUGGAAGUGACUUCGCUAGAAAGCCAGUUUGCAGAUGGUGUCUACCUGGUUCUGCUCAUGGGCCUGCUGGAAGGCUACUUCGUCCCUCUGCACAGCUUCUACCUGACCCCAGAGAGCUUCGACCAGAAGGUCCACAACGUGGCAUUCGCCUUUGGGCUGAUGGAGGACGGGGGCCUCCAGAAACCCAAGUCGCGUCCGGAAGAUGUGGUGAAUCUGAACGGCAAGUCCACCCUGAGGGUCCUGUACAACCUGCUCACCAAGUACAAGGACGUCGAGGAGUGAUGGACGGCAGGGACGCCUCAAGGACCGUGUCCCCAAAGGAGACUGUGGGAUGUCCUGGGCUCCCCGCAUCCAGGCUGUGCGAUCCCCUUCCUUGCCCCUCCACCCACGUCCACCACAGCUUGCUACUUGUUCUUUCCCUCCUCCCCUCUAAGCCCUCCGAGGGGAAGCGCCUUUGAACAUGUAAGAAGCAGAGCCGCAGCCUCCCUGGUGCCAGUCCGUUGUCGGCUGCUCUGAUCAAAAGAUGAACCGAACAAAACAAGCCCACACCGCCCAGCCCAUCAGAGGCAGCGCUUCCCUGAGUUCUGCUCCUUGGAGCUAUGAGUGAUCACAGGUGCAAGAACCGCUUUGCAGGGCUUGCGAGGAGAGUCCAGGGCUGGGGGGCCGGGGCGGGCGGGCAAGGGGCUUUCCUAGCUUGCAGAAUCCUUCGAAGCGAAACCUUUUCCGUGAUGUCCUGCUCUUUGCAUUUCUGAAAACACCUCGACACGCAGCACAAGUGUCCUCCUGGGCCCCCCACCUACACCCCUCGCUUCUUGCCCCCUCAGGGUACACUGGCUAGGACUCGAGGCUGGGGGCUCGACUGAAUGAAGGACAAAGAUGGAAGUGUUUAGGGUCCACCGCCCCCGCACCCCCAACCCACACACACACUGUGGGAAAGCUGCUCACCCUGCCCGCCACCCCAAGAAAACACCGGGGAAUAAUGCACCGCAGGCCAGCAGGCCUUCAGUGCACCCCAAAACCCGAGAGCACAGUGUGGCUGCCAAGCUGGGAGUGCCUUGGGCUGAACAAACACCGCAGACUUCGAUCCGGCAUCCCUUGUGUCUUGCUGAGGCCAAGGGGGCAGGGACAGAGCUGGAUCUAAAGGUGUCCUUCCGUUCCUGCUGCUGGGAGCCUCCUGGGCUCCCGCUGACCCCACGCGCAGGGCAGGACUGUCCCCCCACAGGGCCCCUCAGCUCUGACUGCAGCAGCAGCUCGCCAGGCCGAGGGUCCUGAUGCUCCUCCGUGUGGGUCUGAGCCACCAGCCUCUAGGCUAGUGCCCAAGCGCUGAGCCCUCUGCGCCACCCGGAGGCUUACACAUGUCAUUCUUUAGCAGUCAGGGUCCAAAACUGGUAUCCCGGAGCUGCAGCUCGCCCAGGUCUGGGUGGGGACCCUCUAGGGAGAUGCUGA
Echinops telfairi (small Madagascar hedgehog) is the source of this 2268-nucleotide messenger RNA. It is a transcript of the gene PARVB, whose product is annotated as parvin beta. The record is from RefSeq and is a predicted model, not a curated record. Gene Ontology annotation, cellular component: cytoplasm; lamellipodium; actin cytoskeleton. Gene Ontology annotation, molecular function: actin binding. The coding region runs from base 1 to 1104 and encodes 367 amino acids. The transcript has 12 exons. Lineage: Eukaryota; Metazoa; Chordata; Mammalia; Afrosoricida; Tenrecidae. Gene Ontology annotation, biological process: substrate adhesion-dependent cell spreading; actin cytoskeleton organization; establishment or maintenance of cell polarity.